CGGAGCCUGCGUGCGCACUGGAGCAAGGUGCCACUUACCCGAGGACUUUGGCUUGGACUGGGCCGGAGCAGGAGCGUGCCAUGUUCGCAUCGCGCCGUGAAUCGUGAGAAUUUGCAGGAAAAAAGCCACGAAACGCGCUGCGCUUUGAGCUUUAACGUGUCCGGAUCUGUCGAGGGGCGAUGCGCACGGCUCUUUUCCCUUAAACUGUAACGUUUCAGGUGUUUGCGACGCCACGAGACUGGGGAUAUUUCAGCAGGACACAUUUUUGAGCUGUUUUUUUGUGGCUGUAGUCGUUUUACGCAGGACCACAGCCCCGCGGCGACGCUCCGGCUCGAGCAGAAUCUGUGAGCGCGCGGGACUCGCCUCUGACCGGAGUUGGAGUCUUCUUCUGAGUCUUCUGGAGUGUUCAUCAUGGGCCACGGCGCACGGACACACCGGGACCUGGGAGCUGGAGCCCGGGCGCACGGACACGGCGCACAGAUGCUGCAAACUCUGCGCUGGUUGUGUCUUUUCCUGCUGCUGGAAACCGCCUCAGCUCAAGUUCCGGUGGACGACGACUUCAUUGGCCUCGGAGAGCUCCCGGAGACCUUCCCGUCGGACCCCCCGGAGCCCCUGCCCGUGUUCCUGAUGGAGCCGGAGGAGGCCUACAUCGUGAAGAACAAACCCGUCAACCUGUACUGCAAAGCCACGCCCGCCACGCAGAUAUACUUCAAGUGCAACAGCGAGUGGGUCCACCAGAAGGAGCACACGGUGGAGGAGCGCGUCGACGAGAACUCAGGUUUGGUCGUCCGAGAGGCGAGCAUCGAGAUCACCCGGCAGCAGGUGGAGGAGCUGUUCGGCCCGGAGGACUUCUGGUGUCAGUGCGUGGCGUGGAGCUCCGCCGGAACGACCAAAAGCCGCAAAGCCCACGUCCGCAUCGCUUAUUUAAGAAAAACCUUCGACCAGGAGCCUCUGGGUAAAGAAGUGUCCCUCGAACAGGAAGUCCUUCUGCAGUGCCGUCCCCCUGAAGGCAUCCCCGCCGCCGAGGUGGAGUGGUUGAAGAACGAGGAGGUGAUCGACCCGGCGGACGACCGAAACUUCUACAUCACCAUCGACCACAACCUCAUCAUCAAACAGGCGCGGCUCUCCGACACGGCCAACUACACCUGCGUCGCCAAGAACAUCGUAGCCAAGCGGCGAAGCACCACCGCCACCGUCAUCGUCUACGUGAACGGCGGCUGGUCCACGUGGACGGAGUGGUCAGUGUGUAACAGCAAGUGUGGACGCGGCUACCAGAAACGCACGCGGAGCUGCACCAACCCGGCGCCGCUCAACGGAGGGGCCAUCUGCGAGGGACAGGGCAUUCAGAAGCUGGCGUGCAACCCGCUGUGUCCAGUGGAUGGCCUGUGGACAGAUUGGAGUAAGUGGUCCACGUGUGGGACAGAGUGCACCCACUGGAGACGGAGGGAGUGCAACGCCCCGGCGCCCAAAAACGGGGGGAAAGACUGUGAGGGAAUGGUGCUCCAGUCCAAGAACUGCACGGAUGGGCUGUGUAUGCAGAGUUCCUUAUAUCAGAAGUCCUCAGAGCCAAAAGACACCAGUCAGUUGGGAGCUCCAUUGGCGCCCAGCACGGACGACGUGGCCCUGUACGUCGGGAUCGUCAUAGCGGUCAUCAUGUGCCUGGUCAUCUCCGUGGCCGUGGCGCUCUUCGUUUACAGGAAGAACCACCGCGACUUCGACUCCGACAUCAUCGACUCGUCCGCGCUCAACGGAGGGUUCCAGCCAGUCAGCAUCAAGACGGCGCGCAAAGCAGAUCUCCUGACCGCUCCUCCUGACCUCACGUCUGCGGCGGCCAUGUACCGCGGGCCGGUGUACGCCCUUCACGACGUGGCCGACAAAAUCCCGAUGACCAACUCUCCUCUGCUGGACCCUCUGCCCAACCUGAAGAUCAAGGUGUACAACUCCUCUGGACUGGUGACCCCGCAGGACGACCUCGGGGGGGAGUUCUCCUCCAAACUCUCCCCUAAGUUACCCCACAGCCUCCUGGACCAGAGCGACACCAUGGGGCGGCGCACGCAGACGCUGCUGCGGACCCGGGACCCCUCCUGCACCGCCGUGGGGUCCUUCAGCUCGCAGGGCGGGCACCUCAUUGUGCCCAACUCAGGGGUGAGCUUGUUGGUUCCAGCGGGCGCCGUCCCUCAGGGCCGAGUCUACGAAAUGUACGUGACCGUCCAGAGGAAGGACAACAUGAGACCCUCGUUGGACGACGGACAGACCGUGUUGAGUCCGGUGGUCAGCUGCGGGCCCCCCGGAGCCCUCCUGACCCGACCCGUCAUCAUCACCAUGCACCACUGCGCCGUGUGCGACGGACAGCAGGACUGGCUCAUCCAGCUCAAGAGUCUGUCGCCGCAGAACCAGUGGGAGGACGUGGUCGUGGUCGGCGAGGAGAACUUCACCACGCCCUGCUACAUCCAAAUGGACGACGAGGCCUGUCACAUUCUCACCGAGACGCUGGGGACGUACUGUUUGGUGGGACAGUCUCUGAGCGCGUCCACCACCAAACGCCUCAAACUCGCCAUUUUCGGGCCCGUGACCUGCCCCGCCAUGGAGUACCACAUCCGAGUCUACUGUCUCGACGACAACCAGGACGCGCUGAAGGAAGUUCUACAAAUGGAAAAACAAAUGGGGGGGAAGUUGCUGGAUGAACCAAAGACCCUUAACUUCAAAGACAGCACCCACAACCUGAGACUGUCCCUCCACGACGUCCUGCACACGUCGUGGAAGAGCAAAUUAGUGGCGAAAUAUCAGGAGCUGUCCUUUCAGCAGGUGUGGACAGGUUCUCAGAGGAACCUUCACUGCUGCUUCACCCUGGAGCGGUUCUGCCUCAGCACGGUGGAGCUGAGCUGUAAAGUCUGUGUCCGGCAGGUGGAGGGAGAGGGUCAGAUCUUCCAGCUGGACACCACACUGUCAGAGGAGUCUCAAAGUAUCGACACGUCGCUACUGGACCCGGCGAGUAACAUCACCACGCUGGUCGGACCCAACGCCUUCAGGAUCCCCGUGUCCAUCAGGCAGAAGCUGUGCGGGAGUCUGGACGCUCCACAGACGAGGGGCAACGACUGGAGGAUGUUAGCCCAUAAACUCAAUCUGGACAGGUAUCUCAACUACUUCGCCACCAAAUCCAGUCCGACGGGCGUCAUCCUGGAUCUGUGGGAAGCUCAGCAUUUCCCCGACGGAAACUUGAGUCGCUUGGCCCAGGUGUUGGAGGAGAUGGGCCGCCAUGACACUCUGGUUCCCUCCAACACUGAGCACUGACGUUUACCCACCAGGGACCCGCGCAUCCCGGAGAGGAGGGAAAACGCUCCUAAAGACGGGGCCGUAUCCGAAAGCUGAAAAGUCGUUUGGCAUCGGCGUGACAUAAACAGAAACACGUCGAGUCCCUUUGAAGUGGAAGAAAGCGCUAGGUCUGCUAAGCCAUGACCCAGUUAAACAUUGGCAACAAAGGGUGUAAAAACUUGGAGGGGUAAACACAAAUCUCUGCCAGUCAUUCCUCUCCCGCUCUGCCUCUUUCUCUCUUUCUCUCUUUCUCUUUCUUUCUCUCACUGCUACAACAAA
Molecule: messenger RNA, 3591 nt
Organism: Periophthalmus magnuspinnatus
Lineage: Eukaryota; Metazoa; Chordata; Actinopteri; Gobiiformes; Gobiidae
Gene: unc5cb
Product: unc-5 netrin receptor Cb
Exons: 17
Coding region: 412-3291 (959 amino acids)
Biological process (GO): netrin-activated signaling pathway
Cellular component (GO): membrane
Molecular function (GO): netrin receptor activity; protein binding
Source: RefSeq, a predicted model, not a curated record